Solanum pennellii is the source of this 991-nucleotide messenger RNA. RefSeq lists its product as uncharacterized. The transcript is spliced from 2 exons. NCBI's taxonomy places the organism in Eukaryota, Viridiplantae, Streptophyta, Magnoliopsida, Solanales, Solanaceae. The record is from RefSeq and is a predicted model, not a curated record. Bases 83 to 841 code for a protein of 252 amino acids.
ACGAGACUCUAAUUUCUCAAAAGUGAAGGUUAGAUUUGAAGAAUUAAUAAAGGUAUUAUUCAUUCUUUUGUUUUUAAUUUUAAUGGCCAAUCUUACAAAACUAGAGUUCACUGCCCUUCAAAGUUCGGGCAGGAACUACCUCUCAUGGGUGUUGGAUGCUGAAAUCCACCUUGAUGCAAUGGGUCUUGGAGACACCAUAAAAGAAGAAAAUAAGGCAUCAAAUCAAAACUGUGCACGAGCAAUGAUAUUCUUGCGUCAUCAUCUUGACGAGAUUCUGAAAAUCGAAUAUCUGACAGUUAAGGAUCCACUUGUUUUGUGGAAAAACCUAAAAGAAAGAUUUGACCACUUGAAGAUGGUCAUACAUCCAAAGGCACGAUAUGAUUGGAUGCAUCUAAGGCUACAAGACUUUAAGUCUAUACAUGAGUAUAAUUCUGCCAUGUUCAGAAUCACUUCUCAAUUGAAAUUAUGUGGAGAAACGGUUAGUGAGAUUGAUAUGAUGGAAAAGACAUUCUCCACUUUCCAUGCCUCGAAUGUGCUCUUGCAGCAACAAUAUCGAGAGAAAGGUUUCAAAAAGUAUUCUGAACUAAUUUCUCAUCUUCUUGUGGCCGAGCAAAAUAAUGAUUUAUUAUUGAAAAAUCAUGAGAAUCGACCUACUGGAUCUGAACCACUUCCUGAAGUGAAUGAGGCGUACGCCCACCAUGCUAGGCGUGGAAAAGGUCGCGGUCCUAAUCGUGGACGUGGACGUGGUCGUGGACGUGGACGUGGUCGUGAUUAUGGUCAAGAACGUAAUUCUAAUCUUGGCAUUAAUCAUUCAUCAAAUAAAAAGGAAACAAUAAAUUAAGGCUCAAUUUCUAAUAUUUAAUCAUUAAUUUAUUCCUUUGAAUAUAUUGUACCCUUUUGACAACACUAAUAUUUAAUAUAUAUUUAUUUUGUGUAUGUCAUUUCAUGUGAAGAUAUGGAUAAUUCUAAGAACAUAUUAUCGAAAUAUGAA